This is a messenger RNA of Trichosurus vulpecula (common brushtail), 1716 nucleotides long. RefSeq names its product phospholipid scramblase 1 (gene PLSCR1). Gene Ontology annotation, molecular function: phospholipid scramblase activity. The coding region runs from base 73 to 921 and encodes 282 amino acids. The transcript is spliced from 9 exons. NCBI's taxonomy places the organism in Eukaryota, Metazoa, Chordata, Mammalia, Diprotodontia, Phalangeridae. Gene Ontology annotation, cellular component: plasma membrane. Gene Ontology annotation, biological process: plasma membrane phospholipid scrambling. The record is from RefSeq and is a predicted model, not a curated record.
CUCCUGUGAGGGACUUUUAACAGCACAGUUCAAGAAUCGAGCCGGAAGAUUAGACCCAGUCAGUUAACAGCCAUGGACAGGCCAGGUGGACAAAGUAACUCUCCCUACAAACCAGGAACAUUUCAAGGCCCCCCACAACAGAUUGGCUAUCCUGCCCCUGGACCUAUUGGCUUUCCUACCUAUCAACAACCUGGUGGCUUUUCUAAUCAGCCUCAGCCUGUUAUGUCUCAGUGGGCACAAUGGACUCCAGCAUCACCACCGGUGAAUUGUCCACCUGGACUGGAAUACUUAACUCAGAUAGACCAAUUACUGAUCCAUCAGCAAGUUGAACUUCUGGAAGUAUUCACAGGCUUUGAAACCAACAACAAAUAUGUAAUUUGCAACACCUUGGGACAGAGAGUUUACUUCGCAGUGGAGGAUAAUGACUGCUGUACUCGAAACUGUUGUGGAAGCUUAAGACCCUUUAUUCUAAAGAUCCUGGACAAUGCAGGCCGGGAAGUGAUAACCUGUGACAGACCGUUGAGAUGUGCUACCUGUUGUUACCCCUGUUGCCUCCAAAAGUUGGAAAUACACUCUCCUCCUGGUGUACCCAUAGGUUAUGUUGUCCAAAAUUGGCACCCCUGUCUGCCAAAGUUUACAGUUCUAAAUGAGCACCAGCAGGAGGUGCUGAAAAUCGACGGCCCAUGUGUUCCUUGCAGGUGUUGCACGGAUGUUGACUUUGAUGUAAAAUCUCUAGAUGAACAGACAAUAGUUGGAAAAAUUACAAAGCAAUGGACAGGAUUUGUAAGAGAAGCAUUCACAGAUGCUGAUAACUUUGCAGUUCAGUUCCCAUUAGACCUCGAUGUGAAAAUGAAGGCUGUGAUGUUGGGUGCUUGCUUCCUCAUUGACUUCAUGUUUUUUGAAAAAGAUGGAGAUCGGUAAUCUUCAAGACAAGCAGUAUGGCAGUAGUUGGAUGGAUUCACCCUCAGUUUCAUUUGAAGAAAUUGUAUUGGGACAUUCGAAUUGGAAAUAUAAUGGGAUUUUUAAAAUUCAGCUUUAAAAAAGUAUACUAAUAAUGGUGGAAUCUAUACAGUAAUAACACAUUCAGCUUUAUGCCUUUUGUUUCAAAUUAUGGAAUAUGUUCUUCCUUUGUUUUCUCAUCUGUAGAAUAAGGGAGUUGAUUAAAUUACCAGUAAGCUCCCUUCCAUCUGUAGACUUAUGAUUCAUUGAUCAUAUCAGACAAAAGUCUGAUAUAUCAAAUCUGUUUUUAAUGUAGAAUGCUUGUCUUGAGGACAGGAAGCAAGUAAUGCUUGGCAUUUAGAUAAAAGUGACUACUAUAUAAAAUGGUUCUGGGUCCACAUUGUCUUUUUUUCUAUGUAAAAGUUAUUUUUUCUUAGUUUAACUUAUACCUAGUUAAAAUACAUGUAUGUAUUUCAUUUUGCAAACUCGAAUGUGAUUUGAAAACAUAUCUAAAUAAAAUAAGAUAUAAUAGCAUUUACUGACAAAUACAGAAAAAAUAUUCUUUAACCAUCUGGUGCCUAAGAUAGUGGUGCCUAAUGAAACUUAACCAUUGUGAUUGUAAUGCUCUUUUCCAAAGGGGUGAAAAUAGAAAUUGUUUUAUUUUUAUGCCUUUUAUUACAGAGAGAUAACUAUUUUUCUUGCUUAUAUAAUUAAUUAUUGGGAUCUCUUUGAGGGAAGGAGACCAGCUUUUGCCUAUUUUUGGAUCCCCAGCAUUUA